This is a messenger RNA of Zygosaccharomyces rouxii, 468 nucleotides long. It is a transcript of the gene NCB2, whose product is annotated as negative cofactor 2 transcription regulator complex subunit NCB2. Lineage: Eukaryota; Fungi; Ascomycota; Saccharomycetes; Saccharomycetales; Saccharomycetaceae. The coding region runs from base 1 to 468 and encodes 155 amino acids. Gene Ontology annotation, biological process: RNA polymerase II preinitiation complex assembly; chromatin remodeling; negative regulation of transcription by RNA polymerase II. The transcript is spliced from 2 exons. The record is from RefSeq and is a predicted model, not a curated record. Gene Ontology annotation, cellular component: negative cofactor 2 complex. Gene Ontology annotation, molecular function: TBP-class protein binding; protein heterodimerization activity; core promoter sequence-specific DNA binding.
AUGGGCAAUGAAGCCGAUGAUGUAUCGCUACCUAAGGCUACUGUACAAAAGGUUAUAAGUGAAGUACUAGAUCCAGACCUCACGUUUAGUAAGGAAGCAAGAGAGAUUAUCAUUAAAUCUGGAAUAGAGUUUAUAAUGAUUCUUUCGUCUAUGGCAAGCGAAAUGGCAGAAAAUGAUGCUAAAAAGACAAUAGCACCUGAACACGUUAUAAAGGCACUUGAAGAACUAGAAUACGUUGAAUUUAUACCAUUCCUCGAGCAAAGGUUAGCAGAUUAUAAGGGUACGCAGCGAGUUAAGGAGAAGCGAGAUGCCAAAUUUAAGAAAAGUGGGUUAUCCGAAGAAGAACUACUGCGACAACAAGAAGCUCUUUUCAGACAAUCAAGGUCACGUUUGCAUCAAACGAGCGUCAGUGGCGCUUCAAGUAGUACGAGUGCUGAUGACGCAACUUUGAAAGCUGAAGAAGAGUAG